Molecule: messenger RNA, 891 nt
Organism: Ascochyta rabiei
Lineage: Eukaryota; Fungi; Ascomycota; Dothideomycetes; Pleosporales; Didymellaceae
Exons: 3
Coding region: 1-891 (296 amino acids)
Molecular function (GO): hydrolase activity, acting on carbon-nitrogen (but not peptide) bonds, in linear amides
Source: RefSeq, a predicted model, not a curated record
AUGGCGCCCGUUUUCAAGGUUGCAGUAGUCCAGCUAUACCCCAAACCGCUGGACCCGGAGCACAACUUCAACAAAGCAGCCAACUUCAUCCGCUCCGCCGCCGCCCAAGGCGCUGAGCUAGCUGUCCUUCCAGAAUACCACCUCACCAACUGGCUGCCGAAAGAUCCGAGCUUCGUUGGCUUGUGCGAGCAGUGGGAGACGUAUCUUAGGAAGUACCAGGAUCUGGCGAAAGAGUGUGGGAUUUGUAUUGUGCCGGGGACUAUCGUUGAGAUCCAUAAAGAGAACGAGAAAGAGGAGGACAGGCUGUUGAACGUGGCGUAUUUCAUCGGAAACGAUGGGAGUGUAGUGGGCAAGUACGUCAAGAAGAACCUAUGGGGCCCAGAGCGCGACCACCUCACCUCCUCCACCCACGCGCCGCACCAAGUCUUCAGCACCCCCAUCGGCAAAGUCGGCCUGCUCAUCUGCUGGGACCUGGCGUUCCCCGAAGCCUUCCGCGAGCUCAUAGCCGCCGGCGCCCAAAUCAUCAUCAUCCCCACCUUCUGGACGCUCCACGACUGCACGCCCGCCGGCCGCGCGCUGAACCCCAACGCGGAAGCGCUGUUCCUCGACUCGGUGCUCACGGCGCGCGCAUUCGAGAAUACGUGUGCGGUGGUGUUUGCCAACGCCGCGGGACCCCCCGAGUUGGGGUAUGCGGGGCUGAGUCAGGUGACGGUGCCGUUUGUGGGACCGCUGGCUAGGUUGGGGUCAAGCGCCGAGGGGAUGCUGGUGGUUGGUGUUGAUGUGGGGGUUCUGGAGGAUGCGGAGGUUUGUUAUGGGAUUAGGGCGGAUGUCAAGGGGGAGGACUGGCAUUACGAGUAUCGGCAUUCUAGGUGGGAGGGGGAGAGGGGGUAG